Molecule: messenger RNA, 465 nt
Organism: Pleurotus ostreatus (oyster mushroom)
Lineage: Eukaryota; Fungi; Basidiomycota; Agaricomycetes; Agaricales; Pleurotaceae
Exons: 1
Coding region: 1-465 (154 amino acids)
Source: RefSeq, a predicted model, not a curated record
AUGACUGGAGGCUCACGGCUGCCAUUACUCGUCGUCCAGUAUGCAAUAUCUGGGAACACCAGGCGCACAGAACACUGGGCCCUUGCCGCAGUCACCGACAUCGACCAAAGCAGCGCGCGUAUAUUCCAUAUGAAGGGCAACACGGAUACCUUUGCAUUGGAUGUCCUCGAUGUCCCCAAUAUCACGAAAUCCCGAAGCUACCGCGGUGGUUUUCAAGUCGGGGAGAUCAGCGGGAGUCGAUUGCACGACCUCGAGCUAUGGGUUACUCAGAUUCCAGUGCACAGGAAUAACCCGAAAUGGGACUGCCAGACUUGGGUAAUUGAGAUGCUGAGGGAGAUGCACAUGGAUGGCCGGGCGGUGGUGUAUGAUGGUGUUUCGGAGAGCGGGAUACGGAAAGCGCUUGAGGAGGAAAUGGCUAACGAUGAGGUGGGGUAUGAAUUGGUUGAUGAGAGAUUGAAGAAUUGA